AUGUCCUACAAGCCACACCACCCCACCGUUCCCACCAACCCGAAGGUGUACUUCGACAUCAGCAUCGGUGGUCAACCGGCCGGCCGCAUCGUCUUUGAGCUCUUCGCUGAUGCCGUUCCAAAGACGGCAGAGAACUUCCGUGCGCUCUGUACGGGAGAGAAGAACUUUGGUUACGCCGGCAGUGGUUUCCACCGCGUUAUUCCGCAGUUCAUGUGCCAGGGUGGUGACUUCACCAACCACAACGGCACUGGCGGCAAGUCUAUCUACGGUGAGAAGUUUGCCGAUGAGUCCUUUGCUGGUAAGGCCGGCAAGCACUUUGGCCCUGGCACACUCUCCAUGGCAAACGCCGGCCCCAACACGAACGGAUCGCAGUUCUUCAUCUGCACCGCGCAGACCUCGUGGCUCGACGGCAAGCACGUUGUCUUUGGUCAGGUGUUGGAGGGCAUGGACGUUGUCAAGGCGAUGGAGGCUGUCGGCUCCCAGAGUGGCAAGGUGAGCAAGCCUGUGAAGAUUGAGGCAUCCGGUCAGCUAUGA
This is a messenger RNA of Trypanosoma theileri, 534 nucleotides long. RefSeq names its product cyclophilin A. NCBI's taxonomy places the organism in Eukaryota, Euglenozoa, Kinetoplastea, Trypanosomatida, Trypanosomatidae. Gene Ontology annotation, biological process: protein folding; protein peptidyl-prolyl isomerization. Bases 1 to 534 code for a protein of 177 amino acids. The record is from RefSeq and is a predicted model, not a curated record. The transcript has a single exon. Gene Ontology annotation, molecular function: peptidyl-prolyl cis-trans isomerase activity.